Merops nubicus (carmine bee-eater) is the source of this 834-nucleotide messenger RNA. RefSeq names its product DNA ligase 3-like. Gene Ontology annotation, cellular component: DNA ligase III-XRCC1 complex. The transcript has 7 exons. The record is from RefSeq and is a predicted model, not a curated record. Gene Ontology annotation, biological process: DNA recombination; lagging strand elongation; double-strand break repair via alternative nonhomologous end joining. The annotation marks the transcript as partial. NCBI's taxonomy places the organism in Eukaryota, Metazoa, Chordata, Aves, Coraciiformes, Meropidae. Gene Ontology annotation, molecular function: ATP binding; DNA ligase (ATP) activity.
AAAGCCUCAGAUCUGGCAGAUAUGAUCACCCGGGUCAUCCGCGAGGGGCUGGAAGGACUGGUGUUGAAAGACACAAAGGGUAACUAUGAACCAGGGAAACGCCACUGGCUGAAGGUGAAGAAGGACUACCUGAAUGAGGGGGCUAUGGCUGACACAGCAGACCUGGUGGUGCUGGGGGCUUUCUAUGGGCAAGGCAGUAAAGGUGGGAUGAUGUCCAUCUUCCUCAUGGGCUGCUAUGAUCCCAAGAGUGAGAAGUGGUGCACUGUGACCAAGUGUUCUGGUGGCCACGAUGAUGCCACCUUGGCACGUCUGCAAACGGAGCUGGAUAUGGUGAAGAUCAGCAAGGAUCCUACUAAAAUUCCAAGGUGGCUAAAAAUCAACAAAAUCUACUACCCAGACUUCAUUGUUCCAGACCCAAAGAAAGCCCCCGUGUGGGAGAUCACAGGAGCUGAGUUCUCCAGAGCUGAGGCCCACACUGCAGACGGGAUCUCCAUCCGCUUCCCUCGCUGCACCCGCAUCCGGGACGACAAGGACUGGCAGACAGCCACCAACCUGCAGCAGCUGAAGGAGCUGUACCAACUCUCCAAAGAGAAGGCUGAUUUCAGUGUUGCUGCUGGGGAAGAAGAAGAGUCCACGGCUGGCAGCAGUGGAGAGAACGAGGGGAGUUCCAGGUCUUCCACACCACACAGCACCAUUAAAAGUCCCCCAAGCAAGUCACCUGCAAAAGCCCAGAAGCCAGAAGAAAAGAAAGCAGUCACUGGAUCCCCUCAAAAAGCAGAGGAGAAACGAGGGGAGAAACGGAAAGCGUCUGAGAUGGAGGACACUGACAGAAAG